CUGCUCCUGGCUCUUGGCCUCGCCGAGGAGCUGGGGAGGCCCCCACAGGCGCUGGGCCGCCUCCCGGCAGGGCUGCUCAACCAGGAUCGAGUGCCCUCAUCAUCCGGCUUUUAUUGCGCGCUGAAAAGGUGGUACCCAAUCCAGCAGGCUGGGUACUCCCGCGUAGGUGCCCUACCCCUGGUGAACUUGAGGGAGCGGCCGAAUCAGCAGCCCAUCCUGUCCACUCGUAAUUCCAUGAAGUGUGGACCUUCAAGAACCCUCAGAAUUCCUCCACUGGGGCGCAAAAUUCCUCUCCUGCAUUCACUCCCUGAGCUACUUCUUCAGGUAGCCAAGGCUGGGAGGCCGGUACCAACCAGUCCCCGCCCACUUCCUUGUGCAAAGGAGAGCAAGGCGAUGGUCCAGGAAGAGCGCAGGGAAGGCAUGACAGCGGAGGAAGGUCACACAGAGGCCGAAGGAGAGGACGACGGAAAGGUGAGUCCGGACCGCAGCGGGGCUACGACAGUGACACCGAGGCCCCCGGAGACCGGCGGGCUCCUCCCGCCCCUCCAGUGCAGUCCCGAGCCUCCAAACCUCCUUCCGGGGCACCCAGAAGACAACUUCAGUGAGAAAGCCCAGGUGUCUCGGACGAAGCCUUCCUCCCAAAGCCCCGCCAUGUGCUCAGACGGCACUGCUGGAGACGGCCGGCCUCCCUCGCAGCCUGGCCCCCUGGCCGCGGUGCUCUCUGCCCCAAGUCCGUGCUGCAGCCUGCUGCCCGAGAGGCCAGUAGAAGUGGUGCUGGGUGAAGACCACCAACCCGGCUCCCCAGAGUUACUGAUGUCCGGGAAGGCGCUGCAGCGUGAGCCACCUUCAGACACCCCGCAGAGAAGCUCUUCUCCCCUGGGAGCUGCCGGCAGUCGGCGCCCCUGCAAGAGAACGAUGCCCCCUCCGCUUUCUCUGUCACUGCCGCCACUGCUGCCGCCGCUGCCACCGCCGCUGCCACUCCCGCUGCCGCUGCCCUGGGGUCGCAGUGACCUUCCCCCGCCCCCGAAGCUUCCAGGCAUGACUCGCGCCAAAACCCGGUGCACCCGAAAACAAAACAUGGACCGUCAGCGCAACAGAAUCCUGAAAGAUGCAAGGAAGGCCAUGCGAUGCCGCAGCGCCGCCCCGCCUGCCCCAGGGACCACAGGGACCACAGGCUCCAUGCCUCCGGUCAGUCUGUUGCAGGUCCCUCCUACCACCACUGACUUGGCCAACCUGUCCUCCAGAUUCCCCAGUCUGGCUGGCCUUCCACCUUCUAUGGAUCCGGUGGCAAGACACACAGCCCCCGUGGACUCUCAUUCUGCUAGUCCUGCAGAUUCUCUUCCUUCAGUUUCCAAUCCCAUUGUGGGAAUUACCCUCAAGAAGGAUGCAGGCUGCCGCCUUUCCCGGGCCCUCAUCUGGCGCUCCUGCUGCUGCCUUUCCCGGGCCCUCAUCUGGGUAUCAGGCUGCCGCCUUCCCCGGGCCCUCAUCUGGCGCUCCUGCUGCCGCCAUCCCCGGGCCCUCAUCUGGCGCUCCUGCUGCCGCCUUCCCCGGGCCCUCAUCUGGGUAUCAGGCUGCCGCCUUCCCCGGGCCCUCAUCUGGCGCUCCUGCUGCCGCCUUCCCCGGGCCCUCAUCUGGGUAUCAGGCUGCCACCUUCCCCGGGCCCUCAUCUGGGUAUCAGGCUGCCGCCUUCCCUGGGCCCUCAUCUGGGUAUCAGGCUGCCGCCUUCCCCGGGCCCUCAUCUGGCGCUCCUGCUGCCGCCUUCCCCGGGCCCUCAUCUGGGUAUCAGGCUGCCGCCUUCCCCGGGCCCUCAUCUGGGUAUCAGGCUGCCGCCUUCCCCGGGCCCUCAUCUGGGUAUCAGGCUGCCGCCUUCCCCGGGCCCUCAUCUGGGUAUCAGGCUGCCGCCUUCCCCGGGCCCUCAUCUGGGUAUCAGGCUGCCGCCUUCCCCGGGCCCUCAUCUGGGUAUCAGGCUGCCGCCUUCCCCGGGCCCUCAUCUGGCGCUCCUGCUGCCGCCUUCCCCGGGCCCUCAUCUGGCGCUCCUGCUGCCGCCUUCCCCGGGCCCUCAUCUGGGUAUCAGGCUGCCGCCUUCCCUGGGCCCUCAUCUGGGUAUCAGGCUGCCGCCUUCCCCGGGCCCUCGUCUGGCGCUCCUGCUGCCGCCUUGCCCGGGCCCUCGUCUGGCGCUCCUGCUGCCGCCUUCCCCGGGCCCUCGUCUGGCGCUCCUGCUGCCGCCUUCCCCGGGCCCUCGUCUGGCGCUCCUGCUGCCGCCUUCCCCGGGCCCUCGUCUGGCGCUCCUGCUGCCGCCUUGCCCGGGCCCUCGUCUGGUGCUCCUGCUGCCGCCUUGCCCGGGCCCUCGUCUGGCGCUCCGGCUGCCGUCCUCCCCAUUCUUGUGUUGCCUGCCGAGAGCUCUCCUGCUCCUCUUUCACUGAAUAA
This is a messenger RNA of Rangifer tarandus platyrhynchus (Svalbard reindeer), 2427 nucleotides long. NCBI's taxonomy places the organism in Eukaryota, Metazoa, Chordata, Mammalia, Artiodactyla, Cervidae. The record is from the annotation of a GenBank genome assembly.